Molecule: messenger RNA, 2239 nt
Organism: Diprion similis
Lineage: Eukaryota; Metazoa; Arthropoda; Insecta; Hymenoptera; Diprionidae
Gene: Slu7
Product: pre-mRNA-splicing factor Slu7
Exons: 6
Coding region: 299-2080 (593 amino acids)
Biological process (GO): mRNA splicing, via spliceosome
Cellular component (GO): spliceosomal complex
Molecular function (GO): pre-mRNA 3'-splice site binding
Source: RefSeq, a predicted model, not a curated record
ACAGCUCUAGCUCCUGUUACCUGACGUUUCGACGUGUUAUUAAUCGUUUAUUGAACAAUUGGCGAUUGAUAUUAAGUUAUCAACGCGUGUGAAGUAAAUUGAUAAAGUUAGGUAUAACGAGUCCUCAAUGGCAAACUAAAUUUUCACUUGAUGUGCUUGAAACUCAUUGAGAUUGAGUUUUUAACCUGUAACCUAAAAACCUGAGAGAUGUAAAUAUUGCAUUUUUGAGUGCUUUCCACCCACAAGAUCGGAUAUUGCUGCAUUGUAAAACCCUGGGCCGAACUCGACGCAAAUCAAAAUGACAACUCCAUCGGCUAACGUUCCUGUAUCCGUGAUACUUAAAAAUAAGAGCGAGUUUGAGGAUGAGCCAAGAAAAAAAAGUAGGGAAGAUUGGCGCAAAGCAAAAGAGCUAGAAGAGGCUCGAAAAGCAGGUACUGCGCCUGCGGCUGUUGACGAGGAAGGGAAAGAUAUCAAUCCACACAUUCCUCAGUACAUCAGCGCUACACCUUGGUAUUUUGGUGCAGAGGGCCCAACGCUCAAACAUCAAAGACCUCAACCUGAGAAACAAAGGCAGUUCAGCCACUUGGAUGAAUGGUACAAACGUGGUGUAGAUACGAGCAAAGUAGCAGUAAAGUAUAGAAAAGGAGCUUGCGAAAAUUGCGGAGCUGUUACUCAUAAGAAAAAGGAUUGUAUGGAAAGACCCCGAAAAAUUGGGGCUAAAUUUACUAACGCUAAUAUUGCGCCGGAUGAAUUUGUACAACCUGAAUUGUCUGUGGAUUACGAUGGUAAAAGAGACAGAUGGGCAGGAUAUGACCCAGCAGAACACCGAGCUAUUGUUGAGGAAUAUCAAAAGAUAGAAGAUGCCAAGAGACAAAUGCGUGCUGACAAAUUAAACGCAGAAGAAAAUGACGAGCAAGAUUCGGACAAAGAUGAAGACAAAUAUGUGGACGAAGUGGACAUGCCUGGUACAAAAGUUGACUCGAAACAACGAAUUACUGUACGAAAUUUGAGGAUCAGAGAAGAUACUGCUAAGUACUUGCGAAAUUUGGAUCCAAAUUCAGCGUAUUAUGAUCCCAAGACGAGGUCUAUGAGGGACAAUCCUUACGCAGGGACGGAUCAAGAGGUUGCUUACCGAGGGGAAAAUUAUGCACGCUUCUCUGGUGACACUCAGCAACAUGCUGUUGCACAGCUGUUUGCAUGGGAUGCUCAUGAACGCGGUGUAGAUGUUCAUCUUUUGGCCGAGCCCACCAAGCUUGAAUUACUUAAACAGGAAUACGAUAAAAAACGAGACGAACUUAAAGACGAGGCACGUGGUGGUGUGAUCAAGAGAUACGGAGGUGCCGAACAUCUCCAGGCACCACCUGCCGCUUUGCUACUUGCUCAGACUGAAGACUAUGUCGAAUACUCAAGAUAUGGAAAGGUAAUUAAAGGUCAAGAAAAGCAAGUGAUACGUUCAAAGUAUGAAGAAGAUGUUUUUCCAAAUAAUCAUACAUCGGUAUGGGGUUCCUACUGGGAGGGGGGCCAUUGGGGAUACAAGUGCUGUCAUUCAUUUGUCAAGAAUUCCUAUUGCACUGGUGAUGCUGGAAAACAAGUGACAGAUAUACCAACUCCGGGACCUAGCUUAAUAGAGGAACAGACUCACAAAGUAAGAGAGAACGAUACACUAGAGACCAAAGAAGAACAAACGGUAGUUGCCAAUCACGAUAUAAGAGAUGCUGAACAAAACAGCGAUACCUCAGUCAAUGACAAGGACUCAAGCGAUUCUUCGAAUGAGGAAGAGAAUUGGAAGUCAAAAACAGAACGUAAAUCAAAAUCCAAAAAGAAGAGUAAAAAACGAAAGCAAAGGGAAAAACGCAGGAAUAAAAAGAAGGCAGGUAAAGAUGAGGAUAAAUUGCAGGAAGCUUUAAGAAAAGAAGUGGAACAUCAGAAGGAAGCAGACAGACUGCUAAAAAUGGAUGAACGAAAACGGCCUUACAACAGCAUGUUCGAAGUUAAAGAACCAACUGCAGAGGAAAUUGAAGCUUUCCAGAUGAAACGAAAACGUGACGAGGAUCCUAUGGCACAUUUUCUGAAUAAAUAAUCUUGAUUUUUGAUACUGACAAAUCGAACUUUAUUUAUCGAUUGUUGAUCAGAAACUUCGAAAUCUGUACAAAGAACCUCCAUUAUUAAUGUAAAUCGUUCGUUAACGUAAACUGAUCGCGUUGUUAUAUUUAUUAAAAAAUAAUAUCUAUCAACAAUG